This is a messenger RNA of Actinia tenebrosa (Australian red waratah sea anemone), 9922 nucleotides long. Its product is annotated as polycystin-1-like protein 2. The record is from RefSeq and is a predicted model, not a curated record. Gene Ontology annotation, cellular component: membrane. Gene Ontology annotation, biological process: detection of mechanical stimulus. NCBI's taxonomy places the organism in Eukaryota, Metazoa, Cnidaria, Anthozoa, Actiniaria, Actiniidae. Gene Ontology annotation, molecular function: protein binding; calcium channel activity; calcium ion binding.
ACAAAAACAUUGCGAGCUAAGGCAUGAGGUUUGAGACAAGAGCUUGUCCUACCCACAUAGAAACAUCAAAGACAAUUAAAGCUUACAGCUGAGAAAAUAUUAUGAAACAAGGCGAAGCCUUUAUUAUCACGUAAAUGAAUAACAGACUGAAAUAUUGRCAAUAUUCAACUACAUGUUACUCUGACUGGCGGGCAGAAAAGACAGAACGUUUUGCCUAAAACAAGAUGUCAACGACAUGGAACAGCGUGGUCCUACACACCAAAUGACAGCAUCCAUGUAAAACUUGGACCAUAAAAUACAAUUCAAGCGCUGCUAUAUCCAAUUCAAGAUGAAAACUGAAGGAAUCAUGCUCUUUACCUUGACGAUAGUUUUGAUGUCCUCAUGUGACAGCACACGAAGUUAUGCCGCAAGCUUGAUAAGCGCAAGCCUCUUGCCGACUUUACCAACUACAUUAAGAGACUCAAAAUCAUUCAUUCCAUCUAGUCCUAUAGAAACUUGCAACGAACCACUAGGAAUGCAAAGUGAUAAAAUUUCCGUAAAUCAGAUAAACCAAGGCUCGUAUUGGAAACCUGAAACCGCGGCUACAAACGCCAGACUGAACAAAACAGAUUAUCCUCAAGGGUACCUCAGUGACGACAAUACAUGUGGCCAUUCCAAGACCAGUGGGUAUGUGGCUGUUACCUUUAAUACCAAAACCGUGGUAACGGCCAUCGCCACGCAAGGGUAUGGCGACGAAUCAAGAAAAGACUGGGUCAAAAGCUUUUCAUUAUACUGGAAGAAGAGUAGUUCUACAGAUGAGCAGUAUGCAUUGUACAAACCCCCCUAUAAGUUCACAGGAAACAGUGAUGCCAAUACUAUCGUGUACAACAGGAUUCCACAACCAAAAGAAGUCAAAUCCAUACUACUGAUUCCAAUUGAGUGCAAUCAAGAUAAAGUUGGUUUGAGAAUGGAAUUGUACGGCUGUGUUAUAAAAAAAACCUACGUGCUGUGGAUCCGAUUAAUGGGUAAACAGUUCCAUAAAUUGCUCUUUUCGCCAAAGUCUCAACUAUUUGAAGAUCUGGAGAGUUCUAUCAAGUCCAAGGUCGAGCGAUUGAUCUCAAGUCAUAAAGGAUUCUUAUUUGUCAAUGUAUUGCACAUAAGUCCUGGUAGCGUUAUUGUCCAGCUUGAGGUUGGUGCGGCUGAAGCGGAAGCUGAAAGUUUGAUUCAAACAGCAAAUCGAGUUCUUAACAAUGACAAAGCUUUGGAUUUAGAUCCAAAUUUCUUCUUGGUUCAAGAUCUACAAGGUUCGAAAGGCUGCAGACCUCCAGCUAUUAGUCUGAGCUUGUCGCAUCAAAUGGACAACCCAACGCUCACACUCAAAUCAGAGGACUUUACAGUGACGUCAAUUAUUGGUCUAGAGUCAACGAAAAGCUGUUCUCAUAACGUAUCAAUAGAAUUUGAGUGGGUGAUAUCAAGGCUUCCUGAAGGAAGUGACUAUUUUGAGAACAGAACAACUAUCACAAAGGGUGCAUCCGAAAACUCGUUGAAAAUAGGCAAACGAACACUCCAGUACGGUAUUUACUACUUAGAGCAAAGAGUGGGAAUUCCAAAAACGAGACUAUUUAACUAUAACUUUGGCUUCUUUGAAGUGCGAAAAACACCGCUGCGCGCAGUCCUCACUGGUCCGAAAGUUGUUGCUAGGGGUUACAACGACUUAAUAGUUAUGAAUGCCUCAUCGUCGUAUGAUCCAGAGCCCGCAAUAAGAUCGAGUGAUGGCAUGACUUUUCAGUGGUUUUGCAAACGACAAGAAGAAAAGUUGCACGGCCUUCGUGAUAUUGUUUCUCGUUCGCGUAUCCCGUUAGUACAUAUCCCGGGCCCUAACGAGAAACUUGUUGAAUCUGGAUGUUUUGGAACUGGAAUAGGAAGAAUAAACGAAUCUGGUCCAAUCCUGAAGCUUCCUGUCAAUAAGAUAAAAGCUGGCCUAAAGUAUCAAAUCAUUGUGAUUGCCAUAAAAGACUCAAGGGAAAAAAUAGCAAAAAGUGUAGUUAAAGUUGAUCAAGUAGCAACAAUGAAGGUCAAAAUCUCAUGCAAACAAAAUUGUGGAAAAUAUUCACCCGAGCAAAGCAUGAUCCUCCAGGCCAGCUGUAAGGGUAUCAUAUGCCAGGAACAUCUGAAAUAUACCUGGAAAGUUAUAGAAAAAAAGGUUUUGGGCAGCAAUGUCAGCUGGGAGUAUGCCAAUAUCAACUAUGUCUCUACGAAGCAAGAAGCAGACGUUUCGAGAAUAUCUAUAUCCAAAGGAAUAUUGAAGGUUGGUGUGAAGUACAUGCUUGAAGUCACUGCCAAAUCUCAUUCCGGGACAGUUGCGAUGUCAAAUUUUACUCUUAAUGCGAACGAAGCACCGCGAGGUGGUAAAUGUUUCGUGGAUGCCCGUGUUGGAGAAGCUUUCACUACAGUCUUCAACUUCACUUGCUCGGGAUGGAUAGACGAGGAACCACCGCUCACCUACAAGUUUCAAUUUACAAAGCCAUCUGGAGUUGAGGUGCUCUUACAAUCCAGCCACAUGGCUAAUGUAUCGACGAAACUGCCAGUCGGAUAUGCUGACAAUGAUUAUGAUCUCCCCAUGAACGUUUUUAUCGUUGAUUCAGUUGGAGUUGGUAUAGACGUGCAAAUUGUUGUAAAGAGUAAGCCUUGGUUGACACCUCUUUAUACAUCUUCUGCUUCUGGUAAAAAGGUUACCCCGAUUAAGGUAGAAAACUCGACUUUGUACCAUUACACAGUUGGAGAAAAGAGUAGGCUUAGCGUGCUAUUGAAAAAUAAUAAUAUUAAGCAAGCUACAAAUCUGGCCAAUGAAGUCCUUUCAAUGAUGUCUAGUGAUGCUGUGAGCAACAUGACAAUGCUUGAUAAGAUCAAGAUAAAGGACAACAUGAUCAACCACAUGGCAAGAGUAAAUGUUACUGAUAUAAAAAAACUAAUUCAAGUUGCGUCAGUUGUAGCAGGUAUAACAGAAAACCGAACUGAGUUAUCACAGAUGUCUCAGGUAAAGUCAGUGAGUGUCCUUGAAUCCAUGACAAAAGCUUUUCAUGGUAUUUCGAUUGAAGUUAAGAAAGGUUCCGCGCGUAUGGUGAAUGAAGCAAGUACAAACCUCCUACAUGGCAUGGGCAAUAUCCUGGAUACCUAUGCCUUUACUGCCGAAGCCUAUUCUAAUAAAGAAGAACUUCCUUUUGUCAGCAGCAAUGAUACUAAAAAAGAAAAGGCUGUCAGCAAGAAAACAAUCAAAAAAGUGAUGAAGUUAAUCGAGAUUAUAAGUGACACUCUGUUAUCAACCAUGAGUCCUGGAGAAAGGCCAGCGCGAGUAACAACUAAAAAGAUCGAAAUGGUCGUUCGAAGAGGGGAUGUAGAAGACAUUGGUAAAGAAAGACUGGACCUUGACGGCGGGGGCGUAAUGUUCCCAGAUAGCAAAACCCUAUUUGGCAGCCAAAACAAAACCCCAUCGCAUUUAGACACGCAGAUACUGAUUUUAAAGAAUAAUCCAUUUAAAUGGGAUAGCUCAGCCAAUCAAGUAUCUACUCCAGUGCUAAAUAUAGAGCUAAAAGACGAUUCGGGUAAAAAAUUGAAAAUCGAAGGACUCGAAAAGGAAGUAGAACUGCUUAUCAAAACUCCACCAGGACAGUCUGAUGGUCCUACUCUUAGCACCUUCUGCAAACCAAGUGUUAACGGUAGUAUGCUGUACCAUACAACGAACAUAACAGGCAAUAACAAAGGUAUUCAUAUAAUACUUAUGCCCGAGACUCAGCAAAGACUCGAGGUUUUCGUGGGCUAUAGAAGAAGACCAACCGCUUUUAACUAUGACUUCAAAGUAUCUGUUCCUGAUACCUCGCACUGCAACAAAUCGGAAAACUGCACGGAAAACUAUAUGAUUGCCGUUCCUGCUAACAUGACUAAAUAUCCAGGAGUCUAUUACAUUGGUGUAAGAAAUCCCGGAAGAAAGGAUAGCAAUGUUAAAUCGAGAAGAAGAAGAUCAUGCUCAGAAGCAGGACGUCAGAAACGGUCUGCAGUGUGUGUAGAGUUUAAAGACCCGCCAACUACUCCUCCCCCGACACCACAGGCAGUGAUUCCAUCAUACGACCCUACRACUGAUAUCAACUACACUAUAUCUGUAUCUGUCAAAUCCUGCUUGUAUUGGUCAGAAGCGAAAGAAAAGUGGACAAACUAUGGAUGCCGUGUGUCCAGUAGAGUAGUGAAUGAUUCGUUGGUUUGCCUCUGUAGUCAUUUGUCUUCAUUUGGUGGUGACUUCUUUGUGGCACCAAAUCCAAUAGACUUUGAUCAAGUAUGGGCAGGUUUGACAAGCAUCGGCGAGACCAAGAACUUUGUAGUGCUGGCCACAUUAUGUACUAUAUUUUGUCUGUAUAUCGUCACUGUGGUAUUUGCCAGAAGAGCAGACAGAAAUGACAAACAAAAGAUUACGCAAGCAAUUCCUGUGUCUCAAAUAACUGAUGACAGUUACUGCUACGAAAUCACAGUCUACACAGGGAUAUGGCGAAGAUGUGGGACUACUUCCAACAUAGCAAUGAACUUGUGCGGAGAAGAUGCUGAAACGGGAACCAUAUCUCUAUCGUAUAAUGCGAUGUGUGACAAGCAACUCUUUGGUCGAGGAAGUGUCAACGUCUUCAUGUGUCCUACAGCUAAAGCUCUGGGUGAUUUGAAUCAUAUACGAAUAUGGCACGACAACUCAGGGGACCAUCCGGCGUGGUUCUUGAGGCAGAUCGUCGUUCGUGAUAUCCAAACGGACACAAAAUGUUUUUUUAUUUGUAAUAAGUGGCUUGCAAUUGAAAAGGAAGAUGGCAAAAUUGACCGAGUACUUUAUGUUUCUACUAAUCGCGAGAUUAACGGAUUCAAAAACAAAUUUUGCAGCAGAGCAGCGACAGGCAUCGGUGAUGGACAUCUUUGGGUAUCUGUGGUGACAAGACCUCCCACAAGCCCAUUUACACGAGUCCAGAGAGCAACGUGUUGUCUGUGUGUCCUUAUGACGGCCAUGGUUACGAAUGCCAUGUUUUAUCAAUUUGGAGAGGAGUCUAAGGAUUCUUUCAAGUUUGGUCCUCUUGUUGUCAGCCUAAAACAAAUCAUAAUUGGGAUUCAAAGCAGCAUUAUCGUCGUUCCAAUAAACAUUCUAAUCGUUUUGCUAUUCAAGAACGCAAGGCAUAAAGACGAAAAUUCUGUCAAACCGAACGAAGAUGAUGAAUCUUCUGCAGAUGGAGCAAAAAAGAAGUCUGGAUUGCCACAUUUUGUUGUGUAUAUUGCUUGGACCCUUGUCAUCCUCGCAUCUCUGUCAUCUGCAGCAUUUACUCUGUUUUAUAGCAUGAUGUGGGGAAGAGAGAUUUCAAACCAAUGGCUUACGUCCAUUUUGGUCUCUUUUUCACAAGAUGUCAUCUUCAUCCAGCCAAUUAAAGUUCUCAUUGUGGCAAUAUUGCUUUCAUUUAUUAUAAGAAAAGCACCAGAGGAAGAAGCAUCUAAAGAUAAAAAUGCCGGAAAAGACUUUGCUGCUAAGGAUUAUUCCAGAGUCGCUGGUGAAGUCAAGGAACCAAAGUCACCAAAGAAUGAAGAAUUGGAGGCGUUCCGCCAAUAUAGAGUGCGAGUGUUGAUGAUGGCUAGAACCUUGAUUGAACUUUUCUUUUAUCUCACGUUUGUUUGGAUGCUAAUGGUUAUUUGUUAUGGAAGUCGUGAUGUUGGAAGAUUCUGGAUGACAAAUGGCUUACAAAAUAUAUUGAAGAAAUUUGAUAAGGUUAAAAACUCAGAUACCUUUUGGGAUUGGUCCAAGAACACACUCGUUCCAGGGCUUUACAACGCAGAGUGGUACAAUGGCAAGGAGUUCGAGUACAAGGAGGGCUUCAUUUCCAAUAGAGUCGUGUACUUGGUUGGCAUGCCACGUUUAAGACAACUGCGAGCAGUCACAGAUGAUUGCCCAGUAAUGUAUCUUUAUCCCAAUUUUACAAGUACGCUCAAUCCUUGUGUACCCCAAUAUUCGUUCAAAGCUGAAGACAAGACUUUAUAUAAUUUGCCUGGAUGGUUUCCACUAACUGACAACGAAACAAAGUUUUUCUCAGAAUUUGAACUGUUCAAGAUUUGUCCACGUCCUUGGCGCUAUCGAACGGCUACUGAUCUUCACAACCUGCCAUUCCAGGGUGAGAAAGAUCUGUAUGGAGGAGGAGGGUAUAUAGCUGAUCUUGGAUAUACCCAAGGGUCUGCUUUGAGGGUUUUGGAAAACUUGCAAUCAAAUUCCUGGAUUGAUGAGAAGACGAGAGCAAUUUUCGUUGAGUUUUUGGUGUUUGAACCUUCCAGCAGCUUCUUUAGUGCCGUGACGUACCUUUAUGAGAAACCAUCAAUGGGCGGAGCUGUCACAUAUACCUCUGUUAAGACAAUGUCACUCUAUGGCGCAAGAUCCCACGGACUACAGUCGUUGUAUGCAAUAUGUGAACUCGUUAUUAUCCUUAUCGUUAUUUAUUUCGUUAUUGCCGAGCUGAUCAAGGUUUAUAGGCAGCGUUGGGCGUACUUCAAAUGUCCCUGGACAUGGGUCGAAAUCACUCAAGUGCUGGCUGCAAUGGCAACGAUUGUUCUAUCCAUAUUCCGUCGCUACCAUGCCACGCAAUUAGUCAACAAAGUACAUAAGAAUCCAUUCAAGACUUCAAGCUUUCACUACGUAGUGAUGUGGUCUGAAGUAGAAGGUGCACUUAUGGCAAUCCUUAUCUUUAUCAUUACCAUUAAACUAUUACGCAUUCUGAAGUUUAACCAACACAUCAGCGUGCUGGCCAAAAGUAUGGCAAAAUGUGGUGAGAAAUUGGUAUCGUAUUCUGUAGUUUUCUUAGUGGCGUUCCUAGCAUUUGCUCAAGUGGCCGUACUGGUAUUUGGAUCGACAGUUCCCUCAUACUCCAGCGUCGUUCAAGUUUUCCGUUCACAAUUCUCAAUGUUUGUUGGCGGAGAAACAGAUUACCAGUCUUUAAAAGAAGCUAAUGGUAUCUUGGGCCCAAUUUAUUUCUUUGUAUUCAUGACGGCGAUGGCAACCAUUUUAAUAAACAUGUUCCUUGCAAUCUUGAACGAAGCGUAUCGAGAGGUGCAUGUCUUUAAAGAUAUCGUUCCAGAGGAAUAUAAAAUGCUGGUUGUAUUCCUUGACUAUGCAGAUUUGCGUUUGAGGAAGAGCUUUGCCAAACUGAGGGAGACCAGGCUUUUCCCGAAGAAGCACAAAUACGAGAUCAAAGAAGGAUUGAUGAAUUGCGAAAACGAGAAUGGAGAGUAUCAAAAGUAUACUGCUAUUGAAUAUGAUGAAAAUAAAGCGUUUCCAGGCUAUUUUAACGAGGAGGACUAUGAAGAUAAUAUGAUAUCUUCCAUCAAAGGUUGCUUCAAAACCUUACGAUAUGAUCUUUCAAAUCUCCUGUCUCGCUCCAAAACAUACAAGGUCCACAAAGCAUCUAAAAUGAACAAGGCCUUUACGCCAGACCUUGAUCAUUGUCAUUGCCAAGGAUACAAAAUGAAAGCAAAGUCGAUUUCCCGCAGCCUCCAAAACAUCACCGAUGACUUUUGUAGGAAGAAACGUAAAGAUGAAGUUCAACUGUUGGGUGACUAUGAUGAAGGAUACGAUGCUAUACAAGAUGAAUCAGACAUAACAUAUUCUGAUUCCGAGUCUGAGUUAUACACAGGAAGAUAUCAAUUGCUUACUAAACCUGACCGGGAAUCAAACAUCUGAUCAAGAAUAAUAGGACAAUAACAUGACUUUUGGAGGGCAUAUUGUUUAUUUGUGGCCCGAGUAGAAUCAUUUGCGCCCUAGCGUAGCGAGGGAGCAAAUGUUGCUGCAAGGGCCACAAAUGAACAAUAUGCUGAACCAAAGUCAUGUUAUCAUUAUGCAUCAUCAAUAUACUAGGCGAAGUUGACCGUACGAGAUUUUUGGAGUCGAAUCUUUGGCAGGCUGCAAACGUAUUUGCGGCCCGCCAAAAUCCAUUAUCGCCCGCUGGUCGCGCGUGUUCAAGAGGGCAGAGUUUGUUGUUUGGCCUUGUAUGUUGAUGAUCAUGGUAUAUGAUUGUUAAAAGGGCUAGUAGAAAUAUAUGAGUGCAUGCAGCAUUAAAUAGCCCUAAGCCAAAAACAUGCCAAUUAGAAUGGGCCAAUAAAGAUAAUUCUAAUGGGCCAAGAAAUGUAAAGUUCAUUUUCAAUAUGGAUUCUAAUGUGUUCUAAAGAGCAUGCCUAGUAAACAUAGCCACACUCUUGACAGUGAUUAUGCAUGCCAUGGAAAAUACAACCUAUUUAUCUUGGUUUUUCAAAAAUUAUACAGUACUAGUAUUAAUAAAUAGUUCAAUCAUGGUAGUACUUAACGACAAGCUACGAAAGUAGUUAUCUCUCUGGAUUUCAUUGCUUGUACGCUUUUGAUUACUAUAGUGGGUAUCAAACAAAAAAGUACGCAACUGCCAGAAACAAUGAUAACGAUAAUUAAAAAGCAAAAGCGACCAAAGCUAAGCAAAAGCCUAGCAAACAUAUCCUUGGCUAAGCUAAAUUGUUGAAAUGUCAUUGCCAUGUGAAUGAAUGUAGUUAUCCGAUAUAUUGAUCGACUAUAAUAGCCGGAUGGCACGUUCUAUGAAUUGUAUAUACCUAUGUUAACAUCAGCAUUUAUUUAUUAAUGAAAAGAUGAAAAAGAAAUAUAGAGCGCGAGAGCUUUUCAGCCUUUGUAAGCCAUUUGUGAACUUCCCUCUCUCGUUUUUAAUACAACUAUUUAAAAAAACGCUAUGUCGUUCGGAUAUCUGGUCGUCGCUCAAAGGUGGUGGCAUACUCAGUUAUAACUUGUUUUGAACUUCUACCUUAUUACACAAACUUUUCGCGUCAUGUCAAUUUAACGUAACAACAAAAAGUAAAAAAAAAAAAUGUCGCGUUACUUCCUUGGAUUUGAAUUGAGUAUGACGGACCACUGGAUAGGUGCCAGUCUACUUUUUUUCUGGAUUCCAAGGUCUUUUAUCCCUUGAUUUUUAAUAGUCAUUAAUUCUUUAUUUUGUCAAUAACUGAAGGUCACUUAUUUUUACCUCAUUUUAUUUUCGCGUAACUUUGAUUUCGGGAUUUUAAAAAUAUCACGAAAAUCGCAAAAUUAACGUGUCUCGAAAAUUUCCUUGCAGCCGAAUGAGGUAAUAAACCCAAGACAAUACAAUUAUCACUUUCCUUCAUAUUUAAAAUUAACCAUAGAGCAUUUCGGUCUCAGAUUUUAGCCUUUAAGAUCUCCGACCGACAACGUUUUUGAAAUAGGUGUAUAUUUAAAGAAAUGCUGGAAUGUGUGAAUGCAGGAGAAAAGACAUAAGAAGAGAAGAGAAGAAAAGAGUAGAGGAGAAAUCAUAAGAAAAGAAAAGCUGUAAAAUCAAAACACUGAAGAUUUAUUUAUAUUUAUAAGAUUGAUUUAUUAGUAUCAUUAUUGUUGAUUCAGUUGUGYAUGCAGUAGGACCAAGUACUUCUAUUUACAAAUUAAGAUAAAGUUCAUAACAUUUGUUUAUAUCUAAAUGGACGCACUCUGGUUAUGGACCAUUUAACUGUUUUUAUCAGAGGGUUUUGAAAUAUUUAAGAUGCAUCUAUGCUCAAUCCUUGCUCUGGUCCUAUACUUUGAUAAAAAGGAAUAUUCGAUAAAGCAUUCCUACAUGGGAUUGCAAGCACGCCCUAUUUCAGUCAGAUUCUGUCAGUAGUUCAGUUUUAUUUUAAUUUCCGCGCAAUGUCUUCAAAUUGAGAUGAUAAACUUCCUUCUAUGAACUGUUCUGGUUCUGGUUUUCUCGAAUACAAUUCAUUGUUGGGGGAAGAUAAAUAAAACAGGUGUACUUGGCAGCCUGUAAACAAUCUACUCUUUUGAUCUAUGAUUWGAUACAUUAGAUAAUUGAUUGAAAUUGUAAGAUAUAUAUAGGUCAUAAUAAUAAUAAACGGCAAUCUUGGUGCA